This is a messenger RNA of Juglans microcarpa x Juglans regia, 411 nucleotides long. RefSeq lists its product as uncharacterized. NCBI's taxonomy places the organism in Eukaryota, Viridiplantae, Streptophyta, Magnoliopsida, Fagales, Juglandaceae. The coding region runs from base 1 to 411 and encodes 136 amino acids. The transcript has a single exon. The record is from RefSeq and is a predicted model, not a curated record.
AUGAAUGGCUCGUGGAUCACGAGAAGAGAGAAGAUUGGUAACUUCUUUGUUGAGCACUUUAAAAGCAUCUGCCGAUCUUCUAACCCACUUGAACCAACAGAGUUAUCAAACUUGAAUCAUCCAACCAUCGAUGAAACUGACAAUCUGAUGCUUUGUCCGGAUCCAGAUGAUAAAGAUAUUUGGGAAGCUUUGAACCAGAUUGGUUCAUUGAAAGCAUCUGAAUGUAUUAUUUUACAAAUUCUAUUGGGAGACCGUGAAAAUGAUGCAAGUAGUGUGGUUAAAUCCUUCUUCACCAAUGGCUUCAUGUUGAAGGAAUUAAAUCAUACUAAUUUGGUUCUCAUCCCAAAGGUUGAGAAUCCACCUUCCAUUAAUCAAUUCCGCCCCAUACGUCUUUACAAUGCAGCCUAUUAG